CCGGGGCGGGACUGGCUCGGCGGACUGUCACUUGCGUGACGUCACCGGCAGGAUGAGCGGGCAUGCCGAGGUUAAAGUGAAAAUACCUUUUGGAAACAAAUAUCUUGAUGCUAUCUUCUCUGUCCCAGAGAAGAAAUCAACAUAUGGAGUGAUUCUUACCCAUGGAGCUGGAGGAGAUAUGAAUUUCCCUCACUUACUGUCUUUGGCAACCUAUCUGGCAUCCCGUGGAGUUCUGUGCCUGCGGUUUACUUGUAAAGGUCUUAAUGUUGCUUAUAGGACUAAGGCUUUCAAAACAGUUGUGGAAUACUUAAAACUUUCUGAUGAUUAUAAACUUUAUGGUGUCUUCCUUGCAGGCCGUUCCAUGGGCUCACGAGCUGCUGCCUCUCUGAUACGUCAGCUUAGCCAGAAUGAUGAUGAUGAUGAUGAUGAUGACUUCAUUCGAGGUCUCAUAUGUUUAUCUUACCCAUUGCAUCGACCAAAACUUCAGUCCAAGCUCCGGGAUGAAGAUUUAUUAUUUAUCAGCUGUCCAGUGCUGUUUGUCUCAGGAUCAGCAGAUGAGAUGUGUGAAAAACAAUUGCUAGAAGGUGUGGCAAGCAAAAUGAAAGCCCCCAAGAAAAUCCAUUGGAUUGAUAAAGCUAACCAUGGGAUGGCAGUCAAAGGACGAACAACAGAUGAUGUCAUGGAAGAAAUAAACGCACAAGUUUUUUCAUGGCUUAAAGAGAAUGUUGAACUGGAGCACAAAUAAUUUGCAGUAUUUAAGCAGUUUCUUCAUAUAGUUUUUCCUAAAUAUGGCAAAUUAAGAGUUUGUUAUUUUUGAGAGGCAUAUUUUUUAAAACAGAUCUUUUCACAGGUCUCAGUGCAAAUGCAAAUAAAGCUUUGUAUGAAUUAAAAAAAUAUGCAAAACAAUAAAGAACUUCUUGAAGGACAGAAAA
Lepidothrix coronata (blue-crowned manakin) is the source of this 932-nucleotide messenger RNA. It is a transcript of the gene TEX30, whose product is annotated as testis expressed 30. The record is from RefSeq and is a predicted model, not a curated record. The transcript has 5 exons. Bases 53 to 745 code for a protein of 230 amino acids. Lineage: Eukaryota; Metazoa; Chordata; Aves; Passeriformes; Pipridae.